This is a messenger RNA of Zingiber officinale, 550 nucleotides long. RefSeq lists its product as uncharacterized. Bases 1 to 498 code for a protein of 165 amino acids. The transcript is spliced from 3 exons. NCBI's taxonomy places the organism in Eukaryota, Viridiplantae, Streptophyta, Magnoliopsida, Zingiberales, Zingiberaceae. The record is from RefSeq and is a predicted model, not a curated record.
AUGACAAUUUUAUUGGUAUCAGAGUAUGAUUCGAGUUCAAAUGUGGGGUUUUGUGUUUUUGGGAUUUCCAUCUUGUUUGAUUAUGGUUUUUCGAGUUUGGGAUGCAAGCCGUGGUUUCCGUCGACAGCUGCAGUUUCCACUGCGAGAAGGAUCGCAUUGCCUCGAGCAGCACAUCCAACCACCAGCCUCCCUGUCCACGAUGCCCACAGUCUCCCUCCUCCAGUGAGCCAGCGACUACCGUCUAGCAACUUCAGAAGUUGUUGUACAGCGACUGUGUACACAUUGUCACCGCUCGAGGAGGAAUCACUGAUGCCCAAACCACAUAGCCGCAGCCACCAUUGGCUAGCAUUGGACGCCGACAACUGCUGCCUAAGAGUGAACAGCAGCCGCCAGCUGCUAUCCACCUCGCCGCUUCAUGAACCAUCCCUGUCAGCGUCUUCGAAGGCUGGCGCCACCUGCCGAUGCCCGCUGCCGAGGAAGAGAAGGGAACGGAUUUGAGUUUGAUGCGAUCUCACGGACUUGAAGAUGAUUUGGACAUGCUACAUCGAGG